GUUAUUAACAAGUAGCUGCAGUCGCUGCCGCUGCCGCAGGACGCUGCCUCAGUCGACGCUGCAGUCGCAGCGCUGCCCGCGAUUCUCUCAAAUUGCAUUGCCCUGCAGUUUAUUAUUAGUUUUGUUAUUAUUUUGCGUAUUCUAAACAAAAACGCAGGCGUACAAAUGCCGCCGUCGCCGCUGAGAGAGAGAGAGAGAGAGAGAGAGUGAUAUGCGGAGAGUGAGCGACAAACACGUGAGAGAGCUACGUCGACUGAGGCAGCGGCAGUGACUGCGACAGCGGCGGUAGCAGCAACUUCGGCAUCAAACAGCUCAGCGCAAGGUAAAAUUUCAUUCCGUGGCGAGCAUUCAACGUGAGCGGACGUUUUGAGCGCGUGUGCCGUGCCGCAGAUAACGAAACAUCGCAGUGCUAUCACCUAUCACCAACUAGGAAAAAAAAAAUACAAAUCGAAACGAAUCAAAUACAUUACUUCACAGUUAAACGACAACACAAAAAAAAAUCCCCCGCCCAAAAUAAAAUCAAAAUCACAGCAAGUUGAUAAGUGCCAAAACAAAAAUCAAUACCGAUCGCAUACAAUGCAGCGCCCCAGAAAGUGCUCAGAACUGUGCUGAACAAAAAAAAGAAAACAAACAACAAAAAUCUAUUUUUAAUUCAUAUAUAUUUAAAUAUAUAUAUCUAUGUGUAAUCGAAUCGAAAAUGGCAGCCGAACAAAUCGCUAAAAUGGCAGCUAAAGCCGGAGAAGCUACAAAUAAAUGGAUUAAGACCCAGCAGACAGCAACGUCGCUGUUAACGAUUGUGCUGCUCUUGGCCACAUUUAGUCAGCUGCCAACUGCGAAUGGCAGCAGCAGCAGCAGUAGCCAGGAUGCUGCCUCCAAUCUGCAGGACAAGGAUCCGCUGCGGGAGACCAGCAUGAACAUGAUCCAGCGCAACUACAUGGUGAUGCACUCGGCCAGCGGAUCCGGCGAUCACAGUCGCUCCCUCAAACGGGCCAUCUUGGCCAACUCGAGCAUCACCUGCAACGAUGGCACCCAUGCCGGCUACUACUUGCGCAAGCAGCCCAGCUCCAAGAAGUGGAUCGUCUUCCUCGAGGGCGGCUGGCACUGCUUCGAUCUGAGGUCAUGUCGCGCCAGGUGGAUGCGACUGCGCCACCUCAUGACCUCCUCGCAGUGGCCCGAAACUAGAGAUGUUGGAGGCAUCCUAUCUCCGCAUCCCGAGGAGAAUCCGUACUGGCACAAUGCCAACCACGUGCUCAUCCCGUACUGCAGCAGUGACUCGUGGUCGGGAACGCGAACGGAGCCGGAUACCCGCGAUCCGGAGAACAGUUGGAGAUUCAUGGGAGCUCUGAUCCUGCGCCAGGUGAUCGCUGAACUGAUUCCCGUGGGACUGGGACGAGUGCCGGGUGGAGAACUGCUCCUUGUGGGCUCCUCCGCCGGUGGUCUGGGUGUAAUGCUCAAUUUGGAUCGCAUUCGGGAUUUCCUGGUCAACGAAAAGAAACUGCAGGUCACUGUGCGAGGUGUGAGUGAUUCGGGUUGGUUCCUGGACAGGGAGCCCUACACGCCGGCGGCCGUGGGCUCCAGCGAGGCAGUGCGUCAGGGCUGGAAACUGUGGCAGGGUUUGCUGCCCGAGGAGUGCACCAAAUCGCAUCCUACGGAGCCCUGGAGGUGCUACUUCGGCUACAGGCUAUAUCCCACAUUGAAAACUCCACUUUUUGUUUUUCAAUGGCUUUUUGAUGAAGCCCAAAUGCGAGCGGAUAAUGUUGGGGCACCGGUGACGCCACAGCAAUGGAACUACAUCCACGAGAUGGGUGGUGCUCUGCGAUCUUCGCUAGACAAUGUGAGCGCAGUGUUUGCGCCCAGUUGCAUUGGACAUGCGGUCCUGUCGAAAAGGGAUUGGGUCAAUAUCAAGAUCGAUGAUAUAUCCCUGCCCUCGGCUUUGCGCUGCUGGGAGCACUCGACGCGCCGUAAGCGGCAUGACAAGCUGAAGCGAUCCACGGAACCAUCGACGGCGGUGUCCCAGCUGCCACAUGCCAAUAACCAAAGACACCAGCGGCAUCGUCAGCGACAGCAGCGCCAGAAGCAGAAUAAUGUGGCCCAAACAGGGGGCCAGGAGCAGCAGCGGAAACACAAUCGUCUUAGCAAAGAGGAGCGCGAGGAGCGGAAGAGAUUGCGGCAGGAGCAGCGGCAAAAGCGAAAACAACGCCGUCGACAGCAGCAGCAGCAGCAGCAGCACAAGAAGGCCAAUGGAGCGCAGGAAAAUAGGAACAAAAAGAACAACAGCCCCAAGUCGAAUAAUGGUAAUCGUAAUCGGGAGCUGAGAAAACAGCGACGUCGUCAGCAAUUGACACCAGAGCAAAAACAGGAGCAACGCAAGCGACGUCGCAAGGCUCAGCAGCAGCAGCAGCAGCAGCAGGAGAAGCAAAUGCAACAGGAGCAGCCAGGAGCAGCUGGAAUCCUGCAGGAGACGGGGGAACCCCAGAAGACACGCGCCUCGAACAACGCCUCCGCCGGGAGCAAGACCAAAAAACGCCCCCGAGUUCCAAGAGUGCCGGAAAAGUGCGGAUUGCGACUCCUCGAGCGCUGCAGUUGGCCGCAGUGCAAUCACUCCUGUCCCACGCUCACGAAUCCCAUGACCGGCGAGGAGAUGCGCUUCCUGGAGCUCCUCACCGCCUUUGGCCUGGACAUCGAGGCGGUGGCCGCCGCCCUGGGCGUCGAUAUGCACACGCUCAACAACAUGGAGCGCACCGAGCUGGUCAACCUGCUCACCCAGCAGGCCAACUAGACUCACCAAAUACCCUGUAAAUUGGGGUGGAUCCAAAAAAGCAACCAAAAUCGUAGGCGUAAUGUGUAGAUACGUUAAGCUUCUAUCUUAAAAACCACUCACUUUUUUUUAUUGAAAAACCUUUAGCUUGGUGUCCAUUAUCAAAUUAGUUAAAGCUAGUAAAUAUUCAAUUUAAUCAAUCAAUUCAAUCUUUGUAAAAAUCAAAGAUCAUUAGAUCUAGACACCAUUGAGUUAAACAAUUUUAUUAAUUAGAUUUGAUUUUUUUUAACAUAAAUUUCUAAUAAUUUCAAAAUAAUUUAAUAGGAAUUGAUUUUUUUAAACACUUAAUUUCGUUACCACAAAAUGAGACAUCAAAAAACACUAAGGAUAUACGAAUUUUAUAACUCCAUAAAAUGUACCCUACGAUUUGUAAGCUUUUUGGGGGUCCAAAUAGAACUCGACCCGCCCUACUGUAAAUAGGUGGCCUGUAUAUAUAGUUUGUAGGUGGGGCCGCUCUGUAAAUAUUGCAUAACACCACCCCCAAAACACACACACUCACAUUAGCGGAGAGAUAACUCCAAUUCCUAGAACACACCAAGAAAAAGACAUGCGCAUAGUACCCAGUAAUUAAGCAGAAUUUAUUUAUAGUCCUACUCGAACUGCAACUCGUAAACGUAAACGUAAACGUAAACGUAAACGUAAACGUAAACGUAAACGUAAACGUAUUCGUAUUCACAUUCACAUUCGCACGCCACAUAUUUAUUCAUUCGCAUUCUGCAAUCACAAUCACAGAAAUGAAAUCUGCUUAACGAGAAACUAAACACAAAUGCAACCACAAGACUGUUUUUAUGUUUUUUUAUACAUAUAUAAAUAAAUAUAGAUUGAUAAUGAGUAGCAUAGUUUACAUGGAUAUGCUUAAUAAUCGUAAAAGUUUAUGUAAUUUAUUUGAUAAUUUAUGGCCCAUUUAGGAUUGUACUCUUGUGUGGAAUCUAGACUGUUUCAAUUGCCCCACACAGUGUUUAUUUUUUUUUAUUUUUUUUAUACAUUGUUUUAUACCUACCUCAGAUCAGUAAGAAUGAAAUUGAUUAACUGCUGCCUUCACAUAUCAUUGCGUACCUGUGCAACGAAAAUCAAAUACUUAACUUAAUACCGCCCGCAUUCCGUUAAAAAAAAAGAAGAA
Molecule: messenger RNA, 3938 nt
Organism: Drosophila gunungcola (fruit fly)
Lineage: Eukaryota; Metazoa; Arthropoda; Insecta; Diptera; Drosophilidae
Gene: Notum
Product: palmitoleoyl-protein carboxylesterase NOTUM
Exons: 4
Coding region: 698-2779 (693 amino acids)
Molecular function (GO): hydrolase activity
Source: RefSeq, a predicted model, not a curated record